AUGACGAUAAAUCCAACAGGUAAUUUGAGCUUUAACAACACUAAAGAAUUUUUGAAGUUUAUCAACGCUAACCCUAAGAUCAGUGUACAUGAUGCAAUUAAACAUGUUUAUCCGUACCAAACUACAUUAAAGAAAGAAGCGAUUGUUCGUAUAAAAGAUCUGUUAACAUCAUUUGAAAUAAAUUCUUUACCAGCAGAACCGAUUAAAAAAAUUAAUGCAACAAAAGUAGCUGAAGAUAGUAAUAUUGUGCAAUUUAAUAUUGACAAUGUAGCAAUAAAAAUAGCUGGGGGCGAGCGUCUCACGUCAGCAGAAAAAACGAAAAACUUUGUUGACUUAGCACAUCAACGAAAUAUAUUAGCUACUAUGAUACAAAGUUUUGCUGUGGGUGAUAUUUGUCUAAUCGGUCAGAAAGGUGUUGGUAAGUCCACACUUACGAAUCAUCUACUGCAUCUACUUAAUCAAAGCGUGGAGCCCAUGGUACUCUAUGAGGAUAUGACAUCUCGUGAUUUAGUGCAACAACGCAUUACAACAGUUGAAGGUGAUACUAUUUGGCGAGAUUCACCACUUGUACGUGCUGCUAAAAAUGGUUCCGUCGCAAUAUUAAAUGGUAUACAUCAUUUGCAUAAGAGCACAGCUACUGUUCUUCAAAGAUUAGUACACGAUCGUGAACUGCAAUUGUGUGAUGGCACAAUUUUAUUAAGUCAUGAUCGUUAUGAUGCACUGCUCCAACAAGGCAAUACAAAAUUGCAAUUAGCCGAAAAAGGCAUACUUAAAAUACAUGAAUCUUUUCGUCUUAUUGCUCUGGCAGAACCACCAAAUCCCAAUUCACCUAAACAAAAUUGGCUAACACCUGAAAUGUUGAGUCUUUUCUUAUUUGUGGAAGUACGACCGUUGAAACAAUCCGAAGAAUUUGAAAUAAUUAACAAACUCUACAGCAAUGUAGACGAUAGCAUAAGUAAAAUAAUUAAUUUAUCACAUAAUUUACGUGAAUCAACUGAUGCUACCUUGGAGAGCUUGGCAGCGACAUUAUCAACACGUCAAUUAUUGAAAAUAGCACGUCGUAUGGCUGCAUAUCCUAGCAAUAACAAAACGAGUCCACUUAAUUCAGACUAUGACAUCAUACAGAAUACAUUUUUAGCCAAAUUUAUGCCUGCUUUACCGCGUGCUGCUCUAGAAGAUGCUAUACAAUACGCUGGCAUCAUACAAGCUAGAAGCCAAGGUGGUGCGCGACGUACGAUUUCGAUUGCAGGUGACGUAUUGAAAAUCGGUGAUACAGAGAUGAAGCUAAUAGCAACCGAUGAGCAAACUAAAGUUCCAAGCACACUUUUCUAUGAAAUGCCACAACAUGUGGAGCUUUUAGAGCGUCUAAUGCAGGACUUCUUGAUUGGUGACCAUCUUUUACUGGUAGGCAACCAAGGUGUAGGCAAGAAUAAACUGAUUGAUAAGUUGCUACAAUUAAUGAAUAAACCGCGUGAAUAUUUACAAUUACAUCGUGACACGACUGUGCAUAGUUUAACUGUGCAGUCUACACUACGUGGUGGUCAGGUAGUCUACGAAGAUAGUCCACUUGUUAAGGCUGUUAAAAGUGGUCACAUACUAGUCAUAGAUGAAGCAGACAAAGCGCCAGUUAAUGUUACUUGCAUACUACGUACACUUGUUGAAAAUGGCGAAAUGACAUUAUCUGAUGGACGUAAAAUAGUAGCUUCUGGUGAUGGUGAAGCAGCGAGGGCUGAAAAUGCAGCACAAGAAAUCAUUGAAACUCAUCCUAAUUUCCGUGUUAUUGUUUUGGCAAAUCGUCCAGGUUUUCCAUUCUUAGGAAAUGAUUUCUUUGCAUCUCUGGGCGAUGUAUUCAGUUGUCAUGCUGUAGAUAAUCCUUCACCAGAUUCUGAAAUUUAUUUGCUGCAGCAAUAUGGUCCGUCUGUACCUAGAAAAACAUUAGCUACACUGGUAAAUGCUUUUGGUGAGCUGAGAAGUAUGGCUGAUGAAGGUUUGCUAAAUUAUCCGUACUCUACGCGUGAAGUAGUUAAUAUAGUCAAGCAUUUGGAGAAGUUUCCUAAUGAACCAAUGUCGGAAUUGAUAGGAAAUGUUUUAGAUUUUGAUAAAUAUCAGCCAGAAGCUUUGGAGCAAGUCACACAAGUGUUAGCUAAACAUGGUUUACACAUCGAAGCUUAUGCGAGAAAUGAGUUAUUUGCUUUGAGGAAGAAGAAAGAAAUACAGUUGACAGUGAAUCGUAAAAGUGGUUUGGGUGUCUCAGGUCCGAAAUAUGGCAAAGUAGAUCCAAAGAAUGCGCCGCAUGUUGGCGGUAACACUUGGGCAGGUGGUAGCGGUGGACGUGAUACUGCAGGUUUAGGUGGCAAGGGAGGACCAUUUCGACUUGAUGCCGGGCACAAAGUACAUCAGUUGUCGGAUGAAGAAAAGGAUGAUAUACCGGAAGAAGUUAAACGAGCAGCACGCGAAAUGAAUCGUAAAGCCUUUGAGGAGAAAUUAAAAGAAAUAAAAAUGUCUGCACAUGACCAUAAAAUAUACGCACAGUUCAGUGAACCCAAUCGCAGGCAGGUGCAACAAUUGAAAGCUGUUUUGGAGGCUAUGCAAACGAAAAGCAAGGAAAGACAGUGGCAAAAAUAUCAGACACAUGGUGAGUUAGACGACACACGCUUAAUUGAAGGCAUUACCGGUGAGAAGAAUAUAUAUCGCAAGAGAGGUGAAGCAAAUCCUUGGGCAGAUCAUGUACAGGAAAAACCCAAUCGGUUGAAGUUGGUAGUGGAUGUAUCGGGUUCUAUGUAUAGAUUUAAUAGUUACGAUGGUCGGCUUGAUCGUGAACUUGAAGCUGUUGUUAUGGUUAUGGAGGCGUUUGAAGGUUUUGAAAAGAAAAUUGUUUAUGAUGUUGUGGGCCAUAGCGGCGAGGGUUGGGAAAUACCAUUCAUAAAUGCAGGCAAAGCGCCUAAAACAGAUAAAGAACGCUUUGAGACUAUACGUAUGAUGCAUGCACAUUCACAAUUUUGCUGGUCUGGUGACAGUACGGUAAAAGCCACAAAGGAAGCCAUUAAUAGUUUGACAGAAGAAGAUUAUGAUAACUCUAUUGUGGUUGUUUUAAGCGAUGCAAAUUUAUCACGUUAUGGCAUACAACCCAGAGAUCUUGCAAAGGCUUUGAUGAACGGCGAACCUAAAGUUAAAGGACAUGUCAUAUUCAUUGGCAGCUUAGCUGAAGAAGCUGAAGAUAUAAAUAUACAAAUGCCUGCUGGACAUAGUUAUGUGUGCAUGGAUCUAAGCAAACUGCCACAGAUUUUGAAACAAAUAUUUACAUCAUCGCUUUUGUAAAAAUAAUAACUGAGCUUGUUGAGAAAUGCAGGAACAAUCAAUAGUCAUUAUAGUUAAGAGCUAUUAUUAAUUUCUUCCAUCUGUGAAGUACAAUAACUACAAUCAUCAUCUCUUCCACAUUAUCUUAUCCCUCAUUUGUGAAAUAGCAUCUUUUAUCAUCACGUCCCACAGCUAACAUCUACCUAAUAUGACGUUGGGGGUUUUUUAUCCGCUAUCAUCGGUUACUAGUGGAGUCCAAUGAGAGGUCACAUUAAUUAUAAUAACAACCAUAAGGAUAACAGUAACAAUAACAACAUUGGCAAUCUUAUUAUACUCUAUGUGCUUGAAAGAUUUUAAUUUAGACAAUAACUUUCUAUAGAAAGAUAUCGAGUUCAAGUUAUUUAUAGAGAUUUUAAAACUAAAUGAAAGUUAGGUAAAUAUUAUAAAUAGUUA
Messenger RNA from Teleopsis dalmanni, 3750 nucleotides. Its product is annotated as von Willebrand factor A domain-containing protein 8-like. Gene Ontology annotation, molecular function: ATP hydrolysis activity; ATP binding. Gene Ontology annotation, cellular component: cytoplasm. Lineage: Eukaryota; Metazoa; Arthropoda; Insecta; Diptera; Diopsidae. The coding region runs from base 1 to 3318 and encodes 1105 amino acids. The record is from RefSeq and is a predicted model, not a curated record. The transcript has 8 exons.